GUGAAAAUUUCGAUAUACAUAUCACUGAUCUAAAUCAUGUCUAGUUGACAAACGAUGGAUGAAUUAUGUUUUCAUAGUGACAAAUUACAAAACUUCGACUGUCAACUGAGUUGAUUAGUAAAACAACAUUUCAAAUAUAGAAAAACAAAAUAUCCGAAAUAAAUUAGAUCAUAUAUAUAUAUUCAUGAAUCUAUCAAGAUUUUUACCUUAUUUAAUUAUAUCCUAUAAACAAAGUUGUCACAAUGUCUAUCGUAUACUAUACACUUCUUCUCUGUUAUCAUCAUCAUCAUCAUUAACAUCAUCAAAGCCUAGUGAAAUUAAUAAACCAAAUGGUUAUAAAAUGCUCAUCAAAUCAUCAUCAGUUCGAUUACGAUUAGAUAAUUUACCAACAAGUGCACAACAAUAUUUGAAUGUUACUCCAUCCGAUAAACCGUCGGAAUUUAUCGUGGUCUUGUCUAGUGAUGUACAGAAAAUGAUUAGAAAAAUUCAUUGUUCUGUUAAUUAUAUUGACGAUAAGUUACAGCCUCCAUUACUUCAGUUGAUUGUAAAAGAGGACACAUCAAAUCACAAUAAAUUUUUACGUAAACAUGGAGUUCACUUGCCUGAAAAAACUCGAGUAAAAGUUAUUGAGUUUAACUCUGAUAUAGACAAUGCUAUGUUCAAAUUUCGACUGAAACAAGCAGAAAAUUUCUUACUAACUGAUCAUUCUGUAAUCAUGGUUGUUAAUUUAAAAUAUUUAAGAAAAUUAUUGUCAAAUAAAAAUGUACAGUCUACUACUACUACUACUUCUACUACUACUACUACUAAUAUGAAAGUAGAUGAAUGUGAAAAGCAGCUACAAAAUUUAAGAAAGGUGGAAUACGAGAAAAACGUUGCAAAGUACACUGAAAUAUUCCAAAAUAUUCCUCAUUGUAAAGUACGCAAUAUAGAUCGACCGAACAUGUCAAAUGUUGUUAUGAUUUUAGAACCUAUUAAAAUAAAUUAAAGCAAUAAUUACCGCAAA
Molecule: messenger RNA, 1003 nt
Organism: Schistosoma turkestanicum
Lineage: Eukaryota; Metazoa; Platyhelminthes; Trematoda; Strigeidida; Schistosomatidae
Source: the annotation of a GenBank genome assembly